Molecule: messenger RNA, 3241 nt
Organism: Carassius carassius (crucian carp)
Lineage: Eukaryota; Metazoa; Chordata; Actinopteri; Cypriniformes; Cyprinidae
Gene: rbm24a
Product: RNA binding motif protein 24a
Exons: 4
Coding region: 282-971 (229 amino acids)
Cellular component (GO): cytosol
Molecular function (GO): mRNA 3'-UTR binding
Source: RefSeq, a predicted model, not a curated record
CUUUUAAGAAGUCACGUCAGUUUGGAAGAGGAGUUCGACCCACCUGAUGAUCCUUGGCUCAAUCCGCUCCACAUUACUUACCACAUUAAUCUACCUCUGACAUCAAACCCAUCUGCGUGCGUGCGUUUUAUAAUUUCUCAGCAAUCGCUUUUUGUAACUUCUAGUGAAUAUUUUAACGGAAUAUUAAAGGAUUGGUACGGUCAUUAUCAGUCCUAAAUUGCACUACCGUCUUUCCCCUUUUUUAUUUUUGCACGAGCAUUUUUACGAGCAUUUUUGUGAGGAUGCAUACCACCCAAAAGGACACCACUUAUACCAAGAUAUUUGUCGGUGGUCUUCCGUAUCAUACGACGGAUUCCAGUCUAAGGAAGUAUUUUGAAGUGUUUGGCGAAAUAGAAGAAGCAGUGGUGAUUACCGACAGACAGACUGGAAAGUCCAGGGGUUAUGGAUUUGUGACUAUGGCAGACCGUUCUGCUGCAGACAGAGCCUGUAAGGACCCCAACCCCAUCAUCGACGGCAGGAAAGCCAACGUUAACCUGGCUUAUCUCGGAGCCAAGCCACGGGUGAUGCAGCCAGGUUUUACCUUCGGUGUCCCUCAGAUUCACCCUGCUUUCAUCCAAAGACCAUAUGGGAUCCCCACUCACUACGUGUACCCGCAGGCCUUCAUGCAGCCCAGUGUGGUCAUCCCUCACAUCCAGCCAGGGGCGGCCUCUGCCACCGCGUCCUCACCUUACAUCGACUACACUGGUGCAGCCUACGCACAGUACGCCAGUGCCGCAACCGCUGCAGCCGCUGCAGCCUACGAGCAGUACCCAUACGCUGCCUCUCCUGCUGCAGCCGGCUACGUAGCUACCGCCGGCUACGGCUAUGCCAUGCAGCAGCCACUGGCCACCGCCGCACCGGGGUCUGCAGCCGCAGCUGCCGCCUUCGGUCAAUACCAGCCCCAGCAGCUGCAAGCCGAACGGAUGCAAUAGCAACCAAAGAGACGGAUGGAAGAAGCGCAGGGAAUCGACGCCCAACAACUGCUACUAGAUAAUGAAGAGGAUGGUGACGAAAAUAGUUGCUGGUUGUGGGUUGAUUGCAAGAGGAGGAAGACGAGGAGCAUACAGGAGGAGGAUAGUAAUUGAUAGAGAGAUUAUUAGUGAGAUGGGAACUCCAUUGCUUUCCAACUUGCUGUGAUUGAAGAAAAACAAAACAAAAGCAGACAAACAAAAAAAGAUCGCAGAAAAGGACAGAAUCUAGCUUUUUACUAUUAUCAUUAUUAUCAUGUUAUCUUUAUUACUAUAAUUAAUAUUAGAGUAGGAUAUUUAUUGCUAAAGGAGGUAUGCAGCGACUAAUCACUGUGGUAUAGUUGCGUUGUAGACGAAACCUGAAGUCCCGAUGCUGUCAUUUAAUGUAGGCGACUUUUUCCGAAAGACAAUUGGAAAUGUCCCACAUUGUUUUGAUUCUAGGGCCCCUUAUCUUUAUAUUUAUGCUCAUUUUUGAGGGCUCAUUUUUUUCUGUCUUCUCAAGUGCAUUUCUUUUUUUUUUCAUCAGGGAAAUGGAGCAUUUUUCAGCGAAUUAGAAACGUCACACUCUGCCAAUCAGGGAUAGUAGACCUAACUGUGGUGAAAUGGAGCGAGAUCCAGUGUUAGCAUGUUUUAUGUGUUGUGAACUACCUUUUUAUCUAUCUGAUGCUGAAUGUCCCCCCUUUCUCUGACUCCUGACCUAUGCAAAGCAAACAGACCGCCAGGGGACAAAACAAAGUGCAGGAACAGGAGAGAUUUUCUUUUGCUCCCCACAAUGGGCAUCGAACAAUUCGAAGGCAUUCUCGAAAAAACCCAAAAAGACUGAGAUGUAUUGUAUUAUAUGCUUACAAAACACUAACAUGUACACCGUUACACACAAAUUUAAGUGUUAAUGUCUGUCUGUGGGCAAGGGAGGACGCAUAAACACACACACACAAAGAUGACUACAUAGGGAAAAAAAGCACGGGGCAUUGCUCAGUAUUAGUACUAGAAUCUGGCAGCAAUUGCUGUGUUGGAAGGAACAGGCACUGAGACACACACUCACUCACUCACUCACUCACACACACACACACACACAGUCAGAUUGCUCUGGAAAGAUCACUGGUGCUCGUUUAUUGAGCUGUCACAGUUUCAUCCCUGGACCCCUGUCCUGCUCUGGGUCUGUCAACUUUUCUUAUCCUCCUAGAGAGGGUCCAGAAGCUUGAGGACAGACCUGUGCAUCCUCCUGAUAUCAGCGACGGAUCAUUAUCUGGAUCACGACAAGGAUCCACGAUAAGGGAGGGGGGGUUCCCUGCAAGCUUUUUACCCUAUACAAUGAACCGCUAUUGGCCUGGUCUUUAUAUGUUCACUAAGAAAUAUGUCUGAACACCAGCACACGUAAUAAGGUCUAUGUAUUUCAAUGAGCAACUCUUUACAGAACAGCACUAUAGCGAAAGGAUCCGAAUCCGUGAGUACGAGGGUUCUUUGUGUGCCUUACAUUUGUAAUGCUAUUUAAAGACAUCUGCUAUUUAAGAUAUUUAUUUUGAGUUGACUUAUGUUGCGCUCUAAGAACACUGACUUAGAAGCGGUACUGUAUGGAUAUAAUGUAUUCAUCUCAUGGCAUAUUAUUAUUAUUAUUAUUAUAAGUUAUUGAGUAGGCUCAGUUGUAGUAUUAUUAACAUACUCAACCAAAAAUGUUGGUGUAGGACUUAAGAUACAAUUCUGUAUGUGCACUGUACAAAUCUUUUUUUUUUUUUUUCUUGAUAAAUUUGGAAUUUUAGAACAUGACAUUAAACAUCGGCUAGUGUAAUGCCUAUCAUAUGACAUUUAUUUUAUUGCAGGCCUGUUGUUUCGGGCAUGCUAUUUCCAUUUGUCAUAUACAGAACUGUUUAAAUUACUAAAAAAAAAGGACAAAAAAAAAGACCUGGCGAAACCUAAGGGACAUGCUGCUUCAUACACUAGAAUGUAUUGUCAAUGUCGAGGAUGGAUGCUGUGCUUCUUUUGCUUUAAAUAUGCAUCAGAUGGGCUAUUUUACACUGUUGAGAAUUUUUAUACUUGAACUCUUUCUUACAAGGGAAAAUAUGAAAAAAGAAUAACAACACACAAAAACCAAGGACUUUUUUCAUUGUCACUGGAUUUGGGCAUGUAAAGUGUUUAUGACUAUUUAAAUACAAAUGUUCUGUAGGUAAGCCUUAUUUCAGAUUUUCAACAUUAUUUACUCUAAAUGGAAAUAAAAGGUUCUAUAUUUAAACCUCAAA